Molecule: messenger RNA, 1311 nt
Organism: Rodentolepis nana
Lineage: Eukaryota; Metazoa; Platyhelminthes; Cestoda; Cyclophyllidea; Hymenolepididae
Source: the annotation of a GenBank genome assembly
AUGGGGAACGUGCAUACCUCUGGUCCUAAUGAGGCUCUUAUUUUGUCUGGCGGACUGGGAUCUUCGGGAGUUAAAGUAAUAGUUGGUGGUUGGGGAUGGUCUUGGUGGUGUCUCACAGAUGUACAACGGCUUUCCCUGUCGGUUAUGACACUGAACCCCAAAUGUGAAGACGUUGAAACUCUGGAAGGUGUGGCAGUUACCGUGACCGGUGUCGCUCAAGUGAAAGUAAUGAAUGAGCCCAAAUUUUUAGAAGCUGCCUGUGAACACUUUCUGGGGAGAAGUACUAAGGAAAUUAAAGAAACUAUUCUCCAUACAUUGGAGGGUCAUCUUCGCUCAAUUCUCGGCACACUCUCUGUUGAGUCUAUUUACAAAGAUCGUGAGAUUUUCGCCCAUUCUGUACGGGAAGUUGCGGAACCUGAUGUUGCAAAAAUGGGUUUAGAGCUCUUAUCUUUCACAAUCAAAGAUCUUAGCGAUCGGGUUCAGUAUUUAGAUUCCCUUGGGCGUGGACAGAUUGCCUACGUGAGACGAGAUGCUGAGGUUGGUGUUGCGGAAGCAGAGAGAGACGCCGGAAUUCGAGAGGCGGAAUAUGACAAAGAGCUAAUUGAUGCUCGUUGUUCCGUUGAUGGAGAGAUUGCAGAAUUCCAGUUCAAGUUUACUACUAUGAAAUCAAAAUUUGAGCAGGAGAUUAAUGUGGCCACAGCUGAGGCGGAAUUGGCAUACGAGUUGCAAACUGCAAAGGAGCAGCAGUCGAUUCGAGCCGAGGAGGUGGAAAUUGAGGUGGUUCAGCGUCGUUUACUAGUUGAAAUCGAGCACGAGGAAAUUUCGCGCUCACAACGAGCUCUUGAACAUACAGUUCAUCUUCCUGCAACAAUUGAGGCUUCUAAAACACAAAUGGUUGCUCUAGCUGAACGCGAGAAGAAGAUUAUGGAGGCGAAAGCGUCAGCGAACGGUAUAAGGAUGAUCGGAUCGGCCAAUGCGGUUGCCCUCGAGGCUUUAGGAUCGGCAGAAGCUGAAGGAGUUAUUGGAAAGGCUAAUGCCUUCGCACACUUCACAGACGCCUCAAAACUCGCUUCAGCUCUUGAAGUUCUUCCCACCAUUGCGGCACAAAUUGCACAGCCUCUUGCCAACAUUAAGGAAAUUAUCAUUCUCUCUGAAAAUGUUGCUAGCAGUACUGGAAUUGAUGAGUACGUAGAGACUGCCAAGUCCCUUCUGGGAAAUGUCCUACCGCCAGACAUUAUGAAACAGUUCGCAUCCGUUCAGGUGGGUAAUACGGCUUUAGCUUCUCUUAACAAAACGCAAGGGAUUGACUGA